This is a messenger RNA of Populus trichocarpa (black cottonwood), 1307 nucleotides long. Its product is annotated as glyoxylate/hydroxypyruvate reductase HPR3. The record is from RefSeq and is a predicted model, not a curated record. Gene Ontology annotation, cellular component: cytosol. The transcript has 2 exons. The coding region runs from base 107 to 1123 and encodes 338 amino acids. Gene Ontology annotation, molecular function: glyoxylate reductase (NADPH) activity; NAD binding; hydroxypyruvate reductase [NAD(P)H] activity. Lineage: Eukaryota; Viridiplantae; Streptophyta; Magnoliopsida; Malpighiales; Salicaceae.
GAAGUGCCAAAAAGCAGAGCAGCCAUAGAAGUAUAGUAUAGUGCCUUAUCUGAAACAGACCCCUCCUUCCUAGCUUCUGUUGUCGUUCCCAAACUAACACUAAAAAAUGGGAGUCAAUGAUACAGACUCUGACAAAACCCAAGAAGAAGAGCAACAAGAUCUCCCAAAAGUAGUGCUCUUCAGACCACCCCCAGCCUUUUCACUCAUUGGCGAAGAAUCCUUUGCAUCCAACAAAUUUCAAUUUUUGAAAACCUACGACUCCCAACUCCCUCUAGACCAGUUCUUGUCCACUCAUUCUCAUUCCAUAAAAGCUAUCCUUUCCUCCGGUGGUGCACCCGUCAACGCUGACAUCCUCCAGCUGCUUCCAGAGGUUGGUGUGGUUGUCACCACUAGUGCUGGUCUUAACCAGAUUGACAUCCCUGAGUGUCGCCGCCGUGGUAUCAAAAUUGCUAAUGCAGGCUACGUGUAUUCUGCUGAUGUGGCUGAUAUGGCUGUUGGUUUGUUGAUUGAUGUUCUGAGAAAGGUUUCGGCUAGUGAUCGUUAUGUGAGGCAAGGGCUUUGGGCUGCUAAAGGGAACUAUCCUCUUGGUUCUAAGCUCAGUGGUAAGCGAGCUGGAAUUGUUGGAUUGGGAAAUAUUGGAUAUGAAGUUGCUAAAAGGCUCGAGGCCUUUGGUUGUUUUGUUUCGUACAACUCCAGGAAGAAAAAACCGAAUGUUUCGUAUCCGUUCUACCACGAUGUCUGUGAGCUUGCAGCUAAUUGUGAUGCUCUCAUCAUUUGCUGUGGAUUAAGUGACGAAACCCGCCACAUGAUCAAUAAACAAGUGUUGUCAGCACUGGGGAAGGAAGGAGUCAUUGUAAACAUUGGACGUGGGGCAAUCAUCGAUGAGAAGGAAAUGGUGAGGUGUCUGAUGCAAGGGGAGAUUGCAGGUGCUGGCUUGGAUGUGUUCGAGACUGAGCCUAGUGUUCCUAAAGAGUUUUUCGCAAUGGAUAAUGUUGUGUUGUCACCGCAUAGGGCUGUUUUUACACCUGAAUCUUUGAAGGAUUUAAGCCAACUUGUGGUGGGGAAUUUGGAAGCUUUCUUGUCAAAUAAGCCUUUACUCUCCGAAUAUGUGGACAGCGAAUAAUUCAACUCGUCGGUUUGCAGGUCAGUUUGUUAAUCAUCUCUUGUAUGAUAUCUGUUAAUCAGUAAACAAAUUUCUGAACAAAGCUUCUUUACAAGCAAUCUCUUUUGCCAUCAUAAAGAAGUCAAUCUCUUGCAUGGUUAUUAUUCUGAUGUUGGAUAAUCAAACCUAUCUCCAUUUUGGUAAA